AUGGGGUUCGCACCCAAGGUCCGCCGCUUCUUCAUUGGCGAUAAGCCCUCGAGUGCGCAGGAGGCCACCCUCCUCCGCAAGAUCGACACGGUCCUCCUGGCUUAUCUCUGUCUCUCACAAUUCAUGAACUUCCUCGACCGCCAGAACAUCACCAACGCAUACGUCUCAGGCAUGGCCGAAGACGUGGGAUUUACUGGCUUGGACUAUAACGUGACACAGACCAUCUUCCAGAUCGGCUACAUUGUCGGCGGUAUCCCCCAAUCGCUUAUCGUCUCUUCCAACCGGAUCAGGUUGUCAAUCUGGCUUCCCUUGUGCUGUAUGUGCUGGGGCCUGAUGAACCUUGGAGUCGCUUUCUCUACGAAGGUCUACCAGAUCCAAAUUUUCCGAUUCUUCAUGGCCAUCUUUGAAUCAGUCUCGUUUGCCGGUGGCCACUACGUCCUGGGGAUCUGGUACAAGCCAUCCGAGCUGGGGAAGAGAGCUGCGCUGCUCACCGCUAGUCAGAAUACCGGUGGGCUGUUCGCAGGCGUCAUGCAGGGUGCGAUCUACACUACUCUCAACGGCAGGUUGGGCAUGUCUGGGUGGCGUUGGAUGAUCCUUGUCAACACCCUGAUGACUGUCCCGGUCGCGCUGUUUGGCUUCUUUACGUUCCCCGACACACCUCAAGACUGCCGGCGCCGCUGGCUGUCCAAAGAGGAGCUCCAGCUCGCCAUCGACCGGGUGCCCGAGCGCGUCCAGACCAAGCUCAGCUGGGGGUCGUUCAAGCGCAUCUUCUUCGAGUGGCGCUUCUGGGCAUUUACCUUCCAGUUCUCCUUCAAUACCAUCAUGGAGUGGAGUGGUCUCUUUACUGUGAGUUUCCGCCGUGUCCCCAUGCAGCUGUGGAUGAAAUGGACAGGAUGGUACACUGUGCCUCAGAUCAAUUACUACCCGCUCGGUACCACCGCCAUCAUCAUCACGUCCACCUUCUUCUUCGCCCUCUGGUCUGACUACACGCGGUCGAGGUGGUGGGUCAAUUGCGUGAUGGCCGUCUUCUCAGGCGUGUCCGCCACGAUUCUGUUGGUCUGGGAGAUCCCGACGGCUGCUAAAUACUUUGCUUGGUAUCUGGCUGGCAUGGGAUACAUCGGUCAAGCUACAAACUUUGCCUGGGCCAACGAGAUGUGUCGAGACAACGAUCAGCUCCGUGCCUACACCCUGUACGCCAUGGUCUACGGCUCCAACGUCUCCAUCGCCAUAUUCGGCAUCGCUUUCUUCCCGGUCACCGACCUUCCUCGUUUCACCAAGGGCUAUGCUACCUCUCUCGCUAUCUGCAUCCUCUCCCCACCACUCGCCUAUGCGAUCCACAGGGCGUGCGCUUCCAGGGCGGCCAGGCUCAAGCGGGAAGCCGAGGCGGCGGGUUCGAUCGAGUACCGGCCUGCCGAUAGCCCAUCGGCCGAGGCGCAGUAUGAAGACGUAGAUGAGAAGAAGGGCGAGGCGGUCAUCCCGGAGGAGGGGGAUGUCAAGGUCUCGGAGGUUCCGGUUUCGAUGGUGCGAUGA
Molecule: messenger RNA, 1530 nt
Organism: Dioszegia hungarica
Lineage: Eukaryota; Fungi; Basidiomycota; Tremellomycetes; Tremellales; Bulleribasidiaceae
Product: major facilitator superfamily domain-containing protein
Exons: 15
Coding region: 1-1530 (509 amino acids)
Biological process (GO): pantothenate import across plasma membrane
Cellular component (GO): plasma membrane
Molecular function (GO): pantothenate transmembrane transporter activity
Source: RefSeq, a predicted model, not a curated record